Molecule: messenger RNA, 485 nt
Organism: Centruroides sculpturatus (bark scorpion)
Lineage: Eukaryota; Metazoa; Arthropoda; Arachnida; Scorpiones; Buthidae
Product: GATA zinc finger domain-containing protein 1-like
Exons: 3
Biological process (GO): chromatin organization
Cellular component (GO): nucleus
Source: RefSeq, a predicted model, not a curated record
AUGGCUGCCGAAACAGUAUUGAAAAUUACAGAAGAUUUUUUUAUCUUCUAGGGUACUUAUUAUCAAGUGGGUGAUAUUGUAUCACUUGUGGAUGAAGACGACGAAGUUUACUACGCACAGAUUCGCGGACUCUUACAAGAUCAGUAUUGUGAAAAAAGUAUUGUGAUCACCUGGCUUAUACCGACGCAGUCCAGUCCGAAAGAUUAUUUUAAUCCUGCGACAUAUAUUUUAGGUCCCGAAGAAGACAUUCCAAGAAAGUUGGACUGCGCCGAAUUCGUCUGCCACGCCCCCUCGGAAUACUUCAAGUCGAGGAACAGCCCUUACCCCACGGUUCCCUUGAAACCCGAAAACUGCUUCAUCUGGACUCGCAUCGGACCUCAGAUCAAGCCACUGCCCACCAAGGAAGAAGUCUUUGGUUCUUCGUGAGAACCUCCGUUCUGUAUCAUCUGUUUUAAUAUUAAAUAAAUAAAUAAUUCCCGAUAUAA